GAAANAUCAGGGAGGGUGUUCGUGAGGUGGAUUAUGCCAUCCUUACGAAGGCUACUGUGGCGAUACUCAUGCGUGGUUUUGAGCUACAUGCAAGUGCGCAAGUAGUGGCUGUUCACCGAUCUUGGAUCUUCGGGGUAUCUCCGAUCAUAUCUUUGACAAGUUGUCACGUGUUCCGCUGUCGCGUGUUCCGAGUUCCGAAUGCGUCUUUUCUGCGGGGAAUUUCUUGCGGCUGUUGCACGAGUGCCUCGGUGUUUGUGAUGCACCCUGUGCUCACUCUCUUCCGUGGGUUGUGUCUACAAGGACAACCAAUAAAACGUCUUAUCCAUCUCUUCACGUUUGUCAACCGGGUCAGCCGUGCUCAUCCAGUAGCACUAGUCUUGGGGCCAACAAACACUCUAGAGUUUGUGGCGUUAACGCCAUAGUCUAGUGCGGGAGACACACAACAUGUCUGCGAAAGACUCUGGGAAAUCUGGCGGGAGCGAGGCCGGCCCGACUCAUGAGGAGCUUAGGACGGCCGUCGACGACGCCGUGGGCGACGCCAGCACCAGACUGGAGAAGAUGGUGACGGAGAAAAUGGCAGGCAUCAUGGACACCUUGUCCCGGUUAGUGCCCGGGGCACCGCCCGCCGGAAGUGCGACCGCAGCGGGCGGCGGGGGGGGGUCACUGGGGAGGAUGCACGCCUUCCCUGGCGCGGGUCAGUUGGACCACGCGCCGAAUACCGGACGAGGGCUCGAGGGAGCGAGAGGGCUGCGAGGCCCGGAACCACGAGAGGCUACACCAUACAGUGCUACCUCGCGAGAAGGAGUCAGCAGCGAGGAGCAAGGUUCACGGUAUGCUUUUAGCUCGCAUGCCCGGAUACCACGCCUUAAAACAGUUGGGCGUCAUCGGAGAUGAAAAGAACCGGCUGAUGUUUUCAUUACGCAGGUGCAGACUUGUGAAUGGGUCGUGCCUUGAGUGACAGCAGAGACAUCGUGGUCCUAGGCAUAGACGAUGAUGGCAUGGUAGGGCAGGGGGUGGAAGUAGGGGAGAUGGCCACAUACAUACCGGGAUCUGUGGGGGAUGCUGACCCGAGUGACCUUCAACAACUCCACAAAAAUGCUCGUAUUUGCACGGUUCCCCGAUGCGCUUUCCCCGAAAUCUGAUAUUCAAAAGCAGCUGCUCGCCCAGAAAACACUCGAUGAAGAAGAGAUUAUGAGAGUGCUUCGCUCACGGGCUGGGCAACUGCAAGCGAAGGAAAAGAAGGAGAAGAGAGAUCGGCGAGCGAAUCAUCAUGCGUUCGUAGCAGUAGAGUGGAACGGGAGAGGGAAGAGACGGUCGAAACAAACCAGAGGGGACGAAGAGGCGUACCUGGUCAACGAUAAGAAGUCAGUCAGGUGCUAUACAUUUACGAUGGGGACCACUUUGCAAGUGCAUGCCCAGAGAAGCUUUGCCAGAGGUGCGGGAAAAAGGGGCACAACGCAAAGAACUGCCCAUCGAAAUCUACGGACGAGACUGCAGUCACCGCAGUCGAGUUGGACGUAGCAUAAGAAGCACUCUGAUGAUAUCUCGAUCUGUUUUUCCCCGUGGUGCCUCAACGUCCCUCCCCUUGCGUGCGUUGCUUGCGAAUCGGCUUGUCGGCAUUUUCCUUUGCGACUGCUGAAAUUACAAUCAUGUGGAAUUUUUUCUGGUGUUAUUUUUCCGCCGCUCGCUCGUUGUUUUUUUUUUCUCUUGUGUGUUUGAUCGGGAUACGAACGCAGUCCACGAAACCCGAUGUUGCCUGUCCGAUAUACCAUGCGCAUCUCAGUAACUAACCGCGUAGGUUGAGCCAUGAUGAGGCUCAUUGCACGACGAAAUACUGAGGAUGGUGUGGCAUUCCGUUGUUGUCUCAUUUUGAGGACUGAUGGUCCGCGGGGCACCGCGGUCCACGCCAAUUUGGUUGAUGAUGUUUGGAAUUAUUUCCCGGUCGCUUGUUUCACCGGGUUAUUUGCCUGAAUAUCAGGGAGGGCUGACGUAUGACCCUCGUUCCGUGAUAGAUGGCGACCAGCGUCUCUCAUAUUUUCACAGAUAGGUCUCGACAAGUCGAUUGAGGCGCUGUUUUGUUGUAGACGCUGCUUUGAUCUUCCUCUGAUGUGUAGGCUGAGAGGGGGCACCCUCCCAUAACAUGUGGUUGAUGGCCCUUCUAUAUGAUAUUUCAUCGAUGUACAGACCGAGGGGGGCAAUUCUCACUGUCAUAUGAUCGACAAUGGUGAUCGGGGUAGUAGACGCGCCCCGUUGCUAACAGCAGCUGGAUACAGUAUGGGAUCCUGUUGCUGGGAGGGGGUUACUUGUGGAGGAGUAGCAAAAAAUGUCUUGGUCCAGUGUCUCUCGAAGCGGCGGACCGCUUGUGGUUGAGAUACUGCUUGAUCUUCCAAUUGGUUGAUCGCCUUCUUUAACAUGCCAUAGAGCGAUGUAGCGUUAGGUUUUACGUUUUUCCGCUGCGAUUUGGCGUUGGUGCUUGUGGCUUUGGGCGCGCCGCGGUGCUGACAGCAGCUUGAUACAGUAGGGAUCCUGUUGCUGGGAGGGGACUUCUUGAAAAGGGGUAGUACAAAUGUCUGACAGUUGUAGACGCGUGGGUUUGCAACGUUGUGACUGCUGUGUUGAUUGUGUUGACAGUUCAAUCAGCAGGAUGAACCGUGGGGGCGGAGGAUUUUGAUCCGGUGGCUGGGUUUCCCUUCGUUUGCUUUAUUUUGUUUACUUUUGGAGUUUCCUUUGAGUACCCUGAACGCUUUGGUUUUGAGAGCAUUCGUUAUGAUGCACAGAAUCAGGGAGGGUGUUCG
Molecule: messenger RNA, 2795 nt
Organism: Ectocarpus sp. CCAP 1310/34
Lineage: Eukaryota; Phaeophyceae; Ectocarpales; Ectocarpaceae
Source: the annotation of a GenBank genome assembly